Molecule: messenger RNA, 6588 nt
Organism: Branchiostoma belcheri (Belcher's lancelet)
Lineage: Eukaryota; Metazoa; Chordata; Leptocardii; Amphioxiformes; Branchiostomatidae
Product: dynein-1-beta heavy chain, flagellar inner arm I1 complex-like
Exons: 26
Coding region: 82-6000 (1972 amino acids)
Biological process (GO): microtubule-based movement
Cellular component (GO): dynein complex
Molecular function (GO): minus-end-directed microtubule motor activity; dynein light intermediate chain binding; dynein intermediate chain binding
Source: RefSeq, a predicted model, not a curated record
CUGGUUGCUGACAGUUCCCAGGAGGACUACCUGGGUCCACUGGUGCCGCUGGAGCUGGUGCUGCCCCCUGGUGACGACAUCAUGAACAUCAUCUUCAGCAAGUUCAUCACUGGAACUGCCAGGACUGAUGGCAUAGAAGGUUACAUGGAGACGGGUCUGGAGCAGUUGUCCUCCUCUUUGGGUCGGUUCCUGUCUAACUACAACGCCAAGACCACCCACAAGCUGGACAUGGUGUUCUUCAAACAGGCCAUCCACCACAUCGUCAGGCUGACUCGGGUACUGGCUACAACCGGAGGACAUGCGCUGCUCAUCGGUACCAGUAACUUCACCGGAAGGGUCUCGACCUCCAAGUUGGCUACAUUUAUCGUCCGUGCCAAGUUCUUCCACGCCGUUCCGGCGAAGGACCGGGCUGACAACCGCUCCAACCUGCACAAAGUCCUGAAGGAGGCAUUCUUCGUGUCAGGGGUUCAGGGGAGGGAAGGAGUGCUACUGGUGGGGGAGGAGAUGGGAACAGAAUGUCUGCAGGAUAUAUGUUCCCUGAUGUCUGAGGGGACAUGUCCAGGCCUGUAUGACGAUGACGAGCUCAUGACCAUAGCCAACCAGAUCAUGCAGGGCACCGUCCCGGGCAAGCACAGCGACAAGUUUGAGCUGGCACUGGAGCGGUACCACAAGCGAAUCCGCACCAACCUGCAUGUGGUCGUCACCAUGGACCUGACGGGUCCUGUUCCCCUGUACCACCGGCUGAGACAGUUCCCCACCCUGCUGCUGCGCUCCACAUGUGUGGACAUGUACAGCAGGUGGACCUUCGAGGCCAGGGUCAACUGUGCCAUGAACUGGAUCGCUCAGGACAGCUCCAAGAGGUCAGACAUCCUGUGGGAGAUGCUGGGCUCCACCACAAGUCUCACGUCCGUGGCCCACGCCAUGGCGUACAUCCACCGCUCCGCGCAGGCCGCGCUCCAGCGCUGUUUCCAUGACAACCACCAGCUCCGCAGGCUCUUCACGCCGCUCACCUACAUGGAGUUCAUCGACCUGUUCAAGAGCAUCACAGCCAAGCUCAGCAGGGAGGAGAAGGCCAGCAUAGCAAAGUAUGAGGGAUGCUUGAGUAAAGUCCAGGAGGCCCAGGCCACCAUAGCCUCUCAGCAGGCUGAUGUGGAGGAACUGUUACCUCGGCUGGAUGAAGCCAGGGAGAUCACACAGGAAUGGGUCUACAAAGUAGAGGAGGGAAGAGCUUCUUACUCCAAGGCCCUUCAGCAGUGUAAGGAGGAGGAAGACAGGAUUGAGGUGAUGCAGGGACCUCUGGAACAACUCAGACAGCUGGCACAGGCAGAGUUUGACAAGGUGAACCCAGCAUACACAGCAGCUGUGAUAGCUCUGCGGUCGCUGUCUCACUCUGAUCUGGAUGAGAUCAAGAGCUACCGCAUCCCCCCACCUGGAGUUGUGCUGGUUGUUAAUGCUCUCUGCAUCAUCUUUGGGGUGGAACUCGAUUGGGAGCUUGGACAUCAACUUAUUUCUCGUGGAAACUUCUUUGAAGAGCUUGAGUUCUACGACAAGAACAACAUGCCAGAGGCAGUCUUCCAGAAGCUGAAAGUCUUCGUCAGGGAUCCCCACUUCGAUCCACGCGUGAUCAAAGGAUCCAGCAAGGCUGCAGAGUCCAUCUGUAUGUGGGUCCAUGCGGUGUUCCAGUACGCUGCCAUACACAGGGACAUCAAACCCAAACUGGAGAAACUGGCAGAGGCUGAGAAGGAGAUGAACAAUGCGCAGGCAGCUCUGGGAACGAAGCGUGUGCAUGCUGAAGAGGAGAAGAACAACCUGGAGUCCACCAUCAGGUCCCACACGGACAGCGUCAGACACUCCAAAACCAUCGAGAGGCAGAUCAAAGUUCUCAAGGACAAGACUGCCAAGUGUCAGAACGUGCUGACUAACAUGGAGGCUCCCAUCUCUAUCUGGAAUGUACAGCUGAGGAAGGCACAGAAAAGACUGUCGACUGCACCAGGUGACUCCCUGAUCACAGCAGCCUGUGUGUGUUACCUGGGGCCGUUUGACAGCAUCACCCGACAGACUCUGCUGCAGGACUGGCUCCACCACUGCCGGACCGGUGAGAAGAUCAAGAGUUACAAGAAGCAGAUGAUGGUGCCGUCUUCUCUGGUCAACUCACGAGAAGACAGAGGCAAGAGAUGGGGAAGAAACAGCCGCAGAAGCGCCAGACGGGAGGAGGAGGUUUCAGAUGAACAGACUGUGUCAGCCAACAUCGCUGUACGUGACAACUUCACCCUGCAGUCCACCCUGAGUACCACAACAGAGCAGGUGAUGUGGAGGCAGAUGGGCAUGCCCACUAACCUGACGGCUACCCAGAAUGCCCUGCUGAUGCGCUCCUGCUGGCAGAACCGCAAGCGCUGCUGGCCACUGCUCGUGGACCCUGACAGCCAGGCCGAAACCUGGGUACGAGCUCUGCAGGAGACCACCACAUCCUGGGAAGGAGAGCAGCAGGCGGCAGAGUUGGCUAAAGAUGGGUCCAGACCCAGCAGUACCACCACCCAGCACACCAGGGACCAGUCUCUCCCCGACAGCAGGGACAAAACCAGACCAAGCUCUACCUUGCAGCAGGAGGACGGUGCUGCAGGCUUCGGAGACAGCCGAUCCACCACCCCACUGGCCGACCGGGACACGCCGUCUUCCCAGCGCACCCCCGACUUCCAGCUCGAUCUGGGCAUGUACAUGGAUCGUCCCAUCUCCCCUCCAGAGGGGGGUGUGGAGGUGGUUUCUGCAGACGACCCCUUCCUGGAGGCGAGUCUGAUCAGGGCGGUAAUAACGGGUUACUGCAUCCUUGUCACACAUGUGGAGAGAACAGGCAUCACCAGUCCAGUUCUCAGGAAGCUCUUGGACAGAGCAACAUUGGAGAGCAACAAGGCUAUGAAACUUGGUGACCAAGACAUCCCCUUUCACCCAGGCUUCUGCUUGUAUCUCAGUAUAUCGUCCCCCUUGUAUCUAAAGGGAGCUGGUAUGGCAGAAAUUCCAAUGCACAAGACAGCCGUUGUUGAUCUGUCUGUCAGUCAAGCAGGGGUGGUCAAACUCUUACUGAAGGAGACCCUGAAACUCGAAAAGCCCGAGUACGAAGGACAGCGACGUUCUUUGCAAGCAGAUCUGAUUCAGUCCGAGAAAGACCUGCAAGAGGAGAAAGAUCACAUGAUGCAGAAAGUCUUGGAGCUUCAGACUCCCAUUCUGGAAGACCCAACAAUGUUGGAUGCGCUACAGUCCUUCCAGGAGCGAACGCUGGAAAUUGACGCUACGAUCGCCGAGACUCAGUCCCUGCAAGCUCAGGUUGGUGAGAAGAAGAGAGACUACCAACCGGUUGCGUCUCAUGGCGCCAUCUUGUUUGAAGCCAUCCGUAGAAUCGCAACGAUCCAUCCGAUGUACCAUUACCCGCUCACGAACUUCAUCCAGAUGUUUAUCACCUCCGUGAAGUCGCGGCAGCGUGGGAAGGGCGCUGGAAACGUUGGCGCCAUCAAGGCCCGCGUGAUCGAGCUAAACGAUUGCGUCACGCGCGUGUCGUACUCACGGCUGGAGAGGAGCAUGUUCUCCCAGCAUGCUUUACUCUUCGCUCUCCUCAUCGUUGUGGACAAGAUGAAGGAGGCGGGAGAGAUGACGGAGGAAGAGUGGGCGGUGUUCGCCAACGGGAUCGAGGGACUAGACGAUCUGCAAAAGGACAGCUCAAGUGGUCCCUACACCAGUCUUACAAAGCCUGACUGGUUGUCGUUUGAAACAUGGGUUCAGUGUGCCCUGUUGGAAAGCUUGUCGUGUUUCCAGGGGCUACGGGAGUCUCUGUCCCGCCACAGCCAACACUGGCGGGAAUAUUUCAGCUGCCCUCCCAUCCUGCUGAAUCCUGUCACAGGACCAACACUGCUGAACUUGAACCUUAUACAGAAGGCAAUCCUCUGGAGAAUCAUCAAACCGGAACAGAUGAUCGGGAUCUGUGAGUCCCUGGUGCUGUAUAAGCUGGGACACGUGGUGAGACGUCCUGAUGCCAGGAGUGUGGAGGAAGCCUUCCUUGCCUCAGAACAUCACACACCCAUCGUCCUACUCUUACCUGCUUCUCCUGAUGCUGCUGAUUCAUACAACAGCUGUAAAGGUUAUGCCUCCAUGGAUCCUUUCUGGGAGAUCAAGAAGCUUGCCAAGGCUCAUGGGAUGCAUGGUAAGGUGCAGCAGGUGAUGCUGGGAUUGCGUGAGGAGAUGUCUGGUGCGGCUGCCGUGGUGGAGAGGGGCAUGGCGAAGGGGCACUGGGUCGUCUUCAACAACUGUCAGAUGGCAGACGGCUGGAGUCACGAUGUACUGGAACUUGUGAAGACCAUAGUGACGUCUGCAGCUAUCACUGUGUCCCUGCAAGAGGAGGGUGACACAGCAGAUGAAACAGACAGCCAGGAUGGGGAGACUGUCAUGGAGAGCCCCAAGAUGAACCCCAACUUCCGACUGUGGCUGGUCACAACUGCUGAGGCCUCCACGUCUAUACCAGGAGUUGCCCUGCAACAUGGAGUGAAGCUAGCCUAUGAGCUGCCCCAGGACAUCCCUGCUACUGUCGGGACAACCUACAGCAACGCUGUGUGGGCUGCACAACCUCUACAUGCGGGCAGCCAAGGUGACCAGCUGCGACCGUUGCUGACGUCCCUGUCCCUGGCACACUCCCUGCUGCUGCACCGUCGGAAGUACGGCAUCGCUGCCUUCACAGCGCCGCAUCACUGGAACCAGGCCAACCUUAAUGCUGCUGUGGAGCUACUACAAGGACUGCUGCAGGGUUGUUACCCAGACGAACCUGAUGGAUUGUCAGAGGGCUAUCAAACUCUGGUGGGAGACCUGGUGUACGGAGGCAGGGUCACUGACCUGAUGGACAUGGAUGUGGUGACCUCCAUGGUCAAGCAGUGGACUGUUGUGCUGGACCCAAACAACACUGAAAACGGCCCCAUUGUUUCAGCACUGUUGUCAAAUGUGAAGGGAGUGAUGCAUUCUGGGCCACAAGCGUCUCAGAACAGGGCUGACCUGAACUCUGACCCUACGCUCGUGGGUCUGGACGCCUCGGCUGCUCAGGUGUUUCACCUGCAGAAGAGCAGGAACAUGCUGGAUGAGCUAGAGAUGAUCACGGGGGUCCAUGGCAUCAGGAGUCCGUUCCUGAGUCAGUACAACGGGACCCUGGCCCUGCUGGAGAAACUACAGUCAUACCUGCAGCUGGUGCCUGAACUUCAGCUGAGGCAGCAGGAGAGGGUGGCUGGGAGGACUGAUUUUGUACAAGAGUUUUUCACCACUGAAGUCAGCCACUACAAGGCCCUUCUCCAGCGUGUGACAGCUGACGUGGGGACGAUGCAGAGUGCCCUGAAGGGCGAGGUGGGCCUGACAGCCGAGAUGGAACAGCUGCUGUCAGCCGUGGUACAGCACAGGGUACCCCAGUCAUGGCUGGUCAACAGCUACCCAACAGCCACUGGACUGGCAGACUGGGUUCAGACCCUGCAGGCGAGAGUAGAGGCCCUACAGCAGUACGUACAAGCGGAGGGAGGCCCAGCGACCGUGAACUUGGCUGCCUUUAUAAACCCCGUCGGUUUCCUGAACGCAGUUCUGCUGCAGCACUGCAGACAACAGUUCAGGGAUGUGCAGACCUUCCAGUACCAGGUCAAGGUUUUGGAUCCAAGUGACCUUGCCAUCAACCGACCUUCAAGCGGAAUCUACCUGUCUGGUCUGCACGUCCAUGGUGCAUUGUGGGAUGGCAAAAAUGGCGGACUCCAAGAGCCGCCCAGGGAGCACGUCACCUGCAGUCUUCCCAAAGUUUGGAUGAAAAUUGUGGACACAAGUUUGCACAAGAAGGCUACUGUACCCACAUAUAAUUGUCCCAUGUACAUCUCUGCACCCAGGAAUGACAUCCUCGGUGCAGAUAAUGUUGUCAUGCACCUGGAAAUGCCUACAGCAUCUGAUACAGGUGUUUUGAUUAGGAGAAGAGUAUUUGUAACUUCAACCUUGUAAAAUGUCCAUCCAGAUAUCCAUCCCAUUCAUACUGCUCAAUAGGGGAUGUGGUAAGGGACAGUUAUUGUACAUAUUUAUGUUUCAUGCUGUUUUCUGCAGUUUUACGACUUAUUGUUUGUAUAUUAUUUUGCCAAAUGUGGAGAAAACAUUGAACAGCGAUCAGAUUAUUUCACGUUCAUAUGUGAACAUUGAAGUUUGUAUAUGUUGAUAUUGUAUUGAAUCCAUAUAAAUGUAUAGCAGACACAUGCAGCAGAGCCAUUUUGGGUGUAUGUAACAGAUACUAAAGUGAACAAAAUGUUUCAACAAGUCAUCACAGAAACUGUAUGUUGAAAUACCUUUUGUACUUUUUAAUAGUUCAUGUAGAGACUUCUACAAGAGUGCAAAUCAGAAUUUCCUAAUUGUAUGUUUAUAGGUAAUAUAUUUGAAGGAUUCUGUACAGAUCUUUUGUAGCUAAACUGUAUAUGGGUGGUUUUGGUGUACAUGUACAUGUAUGGCUUUGUAAAUGGUAUAUGGUGAGCAGUGGGAAAAGACUCGGAAGAGAUUGUGAACACAAAAAUAAAACAUUUUUCAAUGUGCCAAGACACAACA